CCGAAACCGCUCCCAUCCUCACCCCGCCUCCCGCUUCCCCGGCGCUAGCCUCCGCCGGCGGAACCCACUAUGCCAGACAGUUUCGACACUUUGCAAAGACAAAGGACCCUAGACCUGAGGGAGGAAAGAGAGGAGGAAGAAGAGGAGGCGACAGAGGAGGACGAGAUGAUGUGAGCUGGCAAGGAUUCCAUCUUAGGAGCUGCAAAUGGCAGCAAGAGGCCAUCAGCCUUUGCAGGGGCCGUGGUGAGCAGCACUCGGAGCUGUGGGUAGGACAGUUCCAUCUGUGGAUCAGACAUGGACAGUCACCCAGCCAUCUGAGGAAUUGGGCGGGCAGCUUUAUCCCGACUGGACACUGUGACACUCCUCCAGCCCUUGGUGACCAGAGAUGGUUCCUGCCAGACACCUGCUGAUGACUGACAACCUCUGUCCCUUUGUUGAGAUGCCUGCUUAACCCUCACCUCCCUGGGAGAGACGAGAUUCUGAUUAAGGGUCUUCACAAAGCACACUUUCUGGAGAAAGGUGGCCAAGUCAGUGUCCAUGCUAAGACCCUGUCUUCCUGCUUCUCAUUUGAGGGUCCCUGGCCUGCCACAAGAUUAACGACUCCUGAACCCCUUUGGGUGAAAAAGAAAAUCUCUGUCAUCGUGGUGAUAAAGCUUCACCAAGAGACACUCUCAGCUCUCAGGCUGGCAGAAGAGGUGGGCUACUUUAUUUCCUAAAUGAUACAGGGCCAGCACACUGUGGAUGGCCUUUGAGUGCCACACUGGGAUGUCCAGAAUACAGGGCUGGCUGCUUCUCUGUGGGACUGAAGUCAGCCUGAGCAGCCUUUGAGGCCUCCUUGGGGACCCCUGUCUCCUCUGGCCACACCUGCAUCUCUGGAAUUUUCUUCAGAUUUUCUCAGCUAGGUGGGAUUUCACAGAAAGUGAAGAUGGUGGUCAUGAGAAAGAGAAUCUUUAAGUUGCUCACCUUCCUUGUGCUACUCAUCUUCAUCACCUCCUUCUUCCUCAACUACUCCUCCACCGGGGUGCCAACCACCUGGUUCCCCAAGCAGAUGGUUCUGCAUCUCUCAGCGAACCUCAGGAAGCUUAUCAAGUCCCAGCCAUGCACCUGUGCACACUGCAUCAGCCAGAGCAAGGUCUCAGACUGGUUCGACCAGCGCUUCAACCGGACCAUGCAGCCCCUGCUCACCGUCCACAAUGCAGCACUACAAGAGGACACCUACCAGUGGUGGAUGAAGCUGCAGCGGGAGAAGAAGCCCAACAACUUGAGUGACACCAUCAAGGAGCUGUUCAGAGUGGUGCCUGGGAAUGUGGACCCUGAGCUAAAGAAGAAGUCGGUGGGCUGCCGGCGCUGCGCUGUCGUGGGCAACUCAGGCAACCUGAGGGAGUCCUCGUAUGGGCCUAAGAUAGAUAAUCACGACUUCGUGCUGAGGAUGAACAAGGCACCCACCAUGGGGUUUGAGAUGGAUGUCGGGAGCAAGACCACCCACCAUCUUGUAUAUCCCGAGAGCUUCCGGGAGCUGGGGGAGAACGUCAGCAUGGUCCUGGUCCCCUUCAAGAUCACUGACCUGCAGUGGGUGAUCAGUGCCACCACCACAGGCACCAUCUCUCACACCUAUGUCCCUGUUCCCCCGAAGAUCAAAGUGAAACAGGAAAAGAUACUGAUCUACCACCCGGCCUUCAUCAAGUAUGUCUUUGACAACUGGCUGCAGGGCCAUGGGCGGUACCCGUCCACCGGCAUCCUCUCUGUCAUCUUCUCUAUGCACAUCUGUGAUGAGGUGGACUUGUAUGGCUUCGGGGCAGAUAGCAAAGGGAACUGGCACCACUACUGGGAGAACAACCCAUCGGCAGGGGCUUUCCGAAAGACAGGGGUGCACGAUGCUGACUUUGAAUCCAACAUCACGGCCACCUUGGCGGCCAUCAACAAAAUCCGGAUCUUCAAAGGGAGAUGACGCUGCAAAGGGUUAAGGAUGGAUGCACCACGUCUGCUGCUCCUCCUGAUGUCCAGCCACAGCAUCUCACUGGAGCCAGUCCAUUCUAGAGGCUUCUGGGCCAGCUCGGGGAGUGCCAGUUGUGCUCACGGCCUCUCACACCUCCACUUUUGGCAGCAUCUACUCAGCAAAGCCACCUGGCAGCUCUGCCAUGGCUGCAGAGCAAGUCUUGGGCCUUUCUCUCAUCACUGACCCUGAGCUGGCAGAAGGUCAGGACAUGCUGGGAAAGGUCCAGUCUCCAAACGGAAAAGUUAUUUAGAUCCUGGGUUCAAUGGAACAAAUAUUGAGAACUCCCAUAUUAUAAAAGAUAAUUUCUCGGGAAGGUGGGCAGAGGCUGGCUGCUGCUGAACCUUCCACAGCUGACUCUCAAACACAACUCUGGCUGGCUAAGAUGUUUUUGAGUGAUGGCUACCUCUGGGACAAAGCCUCGGUGAGCCACCAGAUGCUGCCCUUCUUUGCACGAAGCCUGGCCUCUUGCUUGGCGUGAAAACCCCAUGGUCAUCCCUUUCUCCCUGCAGCUCACUGGUGACCGGGAAAGGCUUCUGACCCCAAACAUCUCCCUGCAAACAUGACCACAGGAGCAGAGGCCUCCCCGAGACAUGUCCCUUUGAAUGCUCAACUCUCAUGGUUAUACUUACAGCCAAGAGCAGGUCUGUCUACUUCCUAGUGCCUUUGAACUUGGGGAAGAAAUGCAUGCAUUGGCUGAAGUGAGAUCAAAGCUCCACCUUGAGAAAGGGGAGCCCCACCAGCACCCGUCUUUGCUGCAUAGCAGGAACCUCUUUUCUAACUAGUUUGCUGAGCCAGCUCCUGAAUUGUAUCAAAAUUCAAUGCUACUCAGCACCACCUGAUGCACGUCUGCCAUGGAACGUCCACUCAUAUUUCUGCGGACUGUUGGGUUUGGUGCCCAUGACUUUCCAAAGCCACGCAAAAGCCCCUGACAGCCAGCAUUUUCCCGGAGAGCCCCAGCACUAAGGGGAGACCACCUUCAUGGUGUCCUAGGGGUCAGGGUGGGGACAUCCAAGGAAUGGUGACUGGCUCUACAUACCUCGUUGUCUCCUCACUCCUGUCUGCUCUCUCCCCUCCUGUGCCACCUUCCUGAUUAUUUAUUGAUUUUUUUCAAUUCAGCUGACAACUGUGUGCAUGCUGGCUCUGCUGCUCCUGGUGUUUUCUUAACCUUUCAACGCUUUGCCCAGCAUCUGGGAAUGGAGAGUGUAGAGGAAGUCCCCUGAAACUCUUAUGUGCUUGUUUGGGGGUUGCUGGGGUGCAGGUCCAGGGUGACACCAGUAAUUAGUGAAAUGAUUCGUGUCACCUCAUCUUCCAGCACGACCUUCCUCUUUCUUGCAGGCUUGUCUCACUCAGGCUAGGGGCCUACCCCCGCUCAGUGGCAGCUAACUGGGUGGAGGAGUGGCCCAGCAGGCACAGGGGGCAGUAACUGUUGCCCCCAGUUAUAAUGUUCAAUCAGAGAAAUCGCUUUUCCUGUUGAAAGCGUUUGGCUGAGUAUGAAAAGUACAGUCCUGGGAACCAUGGGUCCUGCUCUCCCUGGCUUGGAGUCCCCUUUGCAGCGUGGGGGGGAGGAAUUACCAGCAUAGGGUCCUUGAUCAGGGGCCUCACAUGACUUAGGCGUCUGAAAGAGUCCCCAGAAAGUGUACAACAAUGUUGCUAUUUUCCCAAGUUUGUGCAUACCAGCAUUUUUGGUUAUCUUUUGUUAGAGUCUCAAAGACUCAGAAUCCAGGCUUUUUGGGAGAAAAAAAAAAACCAAACAACUUGUUUUAGUCUUAUAAUCUUCACAAAUUUAUGACUCUCUUGGCUGACAGAGACUGGUGAAUCGCUGUGAGGUCCUUGUUCUGGGUUGGCAUGCUGGAAGGCUAGAGAUCAUGGCCAUACUCCUGUGAAGAACUCGGAUGUUUUUUGGCCAGCUAAUCAAUUCCAGAGAUGGACUUGAGUUAGGUGGACAUGGGCACAGAGCAGUGUUGGCCCCAAGUCCUCCCCUGUGCUAAGAGUUGGGUCUGUGAAAGGCGUGACAGGGUGAGGAUCAGCUGUGUACUUCCUGUAGGUCCCUUUGUGUGAGAACAGGCCCCAGAAGUGAGGCUGUGGCCAUGUCUGAGCUGGAUGCCACCUGCGUCCUUGCCUGGUCCAUCUGCCCCUCCCACUCUUCCUUCUUCCCCUGAGAAUGUUAAGGCCGUACAAUAUCUUCUAGCCCAUAAAUCUGCCCUCCAUUUUACAUAUGAGAAAGAAGGCUCAGAUAAGGGAUAUGACUUACAAAAGUGACCCAGUUGUGACAAUAGCACAAGUCAAAGAGUUUGGUGUUGACUCCAUGUUUAAAAUGCCCGCAGGUAGGCUCACCCAGCCAGACUCAUUGAGUCCAAAAAGCUAAGAGACCAUAUGUGUCAGCCCUUGGCUCCUCCUCUCAGCACUGGUCUCCAUCUUCAGGCUACAGAGUGGCCCUGGGCAAGCCCAUCUCUGUCUCCACGCACCCUCCAGUGGAGGGGCCAAUGUUUACCUUUCCCAUAACCCCCAGACACUGCCUGUGUCUCACUGUCUUAGCAAUGGGCACUUAACUGAAUAAAAGCCAGUUCUUAUCCAGAAGUAAACGCACCAAUUAGCUUAACCAAUUGGUGCUUCCCUUCCCCUGGGGUGUGGGUGGCUGAGAGCCUGGCAGGAGUGGUUCUGCAAAGAGAGAGAGCUGGUUGACAGCAGGACAGAAGGGCCUUGCUGGAAAGCUGCAACCCUGGCCUCUGGACGGCAGGGAGCAGAGGGACUGCCUAUAAGGCAGAGCUGAACCGCACACUGAGGAUCUGCCCAAGGUCCCAGGGAGUCGCAGCACCAUCCCAGCUCCAUCCCAGCUUUGGGCUCCUAGCAAAUCAGGAGACCAAGUUUCUAGAGCUGGCACCCUGUCUUCCCCUGCCCUCACCCAACAUUAGGGGAGAAAGAAGGUCAGAGUUGUGACCUUUGAGUUCCCAGAGGGAAAGGACUGAGAAGGGAAUCCUGAAGCUGACACCUUGAGAUACUGGCUUUCCAGAUGCCAGGCAUCAUCCACAAACCACAAUGGUGGCCUGGGUGGAAGAAGUCAGAGAGAAGGAAAGAAAACAUAAAAUGGGGGAACCAGCAAGAGACAGUGAGAGCCAAUAGGGUCUGGAGAUUGUUUUAGGGAAAUGGCAGACUGGGGGGCCUGGAUGGAACCCUAGUGUCUGCUAUGGUCACAGGAGGUCAGUAGAGGCCAGUCCUGCUCCCUACCCCCAUGAAUGAGGUGUCCCUUUAGAGAUGGAUGAGAACAUUUAGAACUGUGAUGUUUGCUUUACCUUUUCCUGUCAAAGUAGCCUGAAAACAAGGGAAGUAGGGAAUGAGAGAACUCCCUCCCUCCCUUGGUUAUGACGAAAGAUGCUUCCUCAGGAAGGGGGGCCUGAGUGGCCACUGUCCAGCCAGAGAGGGCUAGAUGCUGCGUGUGUGCUCAGAAACCAGUACCUCUCCUCUUCCCCUCCCAUCAAGAACUCAGGGACACAAUAAACAUUGUGUCCAUUGUGGACCCCUGGUUUUCAGCAUAGGUGACCCUAUGCCACAGGACUGCUACUGCUCACCCCUGUGGGCUGAGCUGGCCAGUUUUUAGACAAGAGUUAGCUUUUGUCCUCUGUCAUGAGCAAAUCCAUUCUUGUGCCCCUUGGGUGCUAUCUUAUACCUGUGGGAAGAACAUGGGUUGGGGAGGAGAAGACAGACAGAGCAGUAUGCAAACCAGCUUCAGGGAAUCAGCAACCUUUUUUAUCAAACAGCACUGAAUCCCCCCAGGUGGCCUGUGUGCGUCCCUCUCCUGUUCUCCUUCCAGCCGUCAGGACUCCAGCACACACUCAGCUCUGCCCUGGCCCUAGCCUACUGUCUGCUGCCCCCUGCCAAGGGUCCUGAGUGGCAGCUUUAACUCCAGCCUCAUCAGGAACCCCACUCUCCCACACUAGGGUAGCCAUGGGUCACUGUCUUUCCCCCUGCACAAUCACUUUAUCCCUUCACUGAAUCCCCCUCAAAGCCAAAGUUCCUUGAGCACUUUCCUCCUUUGCAAUCUCCAUUUUGUGUCGGUGAUGGUUUCAAAUUUGCUUUCUUUUCCCUUCGCCUCUCGUGUUUAUUUUGCAGCUAAGCAGUGAUUGAUCUGAAUGCAUUUUGAAUGAUGUUAGCGAGUCCGCCUCCCUCAAGCUCCUGCUCUUGUUUUAUUUAUUGUUGAAUAUUUCCAAUGACCCAAAUCAAA
Messenger RNA from Castor canadensis (American beaver), 6215 nucleotides. It is a transcript of the gene St3gal1, whose product is annotated as ST3 beta-galactoside alpha-2,3-sialyltransferase 1. Gene Ontology annotation, cellular component: membrane. Gene Ontology annotation, molecular function: beta-galactoside (CMP) alpha-2,3-sialyltransferase activity. The record is from RefSeq and is a predicted model, not a curated record. Gene Ontology annotation, biological process: sialylation. NCBI's taxonomy places the organism in Eukaryota, Metazoa, Chordata, Mammalia, Rodentia, Castoridae.